Messenger RNA from Saitoella complicata NRRL Y-17804, 371 nucleotides. RefSeq lists its product as uncharacterized. Bases 182 to 340 code for a protein of 52 amino acids. Lineage: Eukaryota; Fungi; Ascomycota; Saitoellomycetes; Saitoellales; Saitoellaceae. The record is from RefSeq and is a predicted model, not a curated record. The transcript has a single exon.
CUCAAGACCUGUGAAGCAAAAGUGACGUCUCAUAUGGCCUCCGCUCGUCCACGGGUUGUCGGCGUGACGUGACGAAUUACCGCACUCUGAGAAACUCCAUGAAUCACCACAGAGGACUUGCUAGCAUGUACCCCUCGUCAUUGGUCAGCAACCAGACAUGCUCCUUCACACUAUAAACCACAUGCAUCCCAUCCUUCACUCCACAUCUACACUUCAUCGUAACGUCCCCGUCCUCCUUCCCAUCCCCUCUCCUUACCCUCGCAGCAAACACAACCUCCUGCAUUCUACUGCUCACUAUCGACCUAGUCCAGCCUCUGCCAAUGCUUUGCAAUUCAUCUAAUACUCGUGGCAACGACGCACCCACGUUACUG